AUGCUGCAAUGUAACGCUACUGUGCCACCAGGAGCUUCUCUCCGACCCGCGCUGGUGGUGUUCAAGGACCUGCAGCCCGAGAACGUGCACGUGAUGCCCGAGAGCGCUGCCUGCGCGCGAGCUUCUUCCCGACCUGUGCCUGCUGUCCGUGAAGACGACGGCCACCCACUGCAGGUGAAGGGCGAGCCCACGUGGGUCAACAAGGACACCAACAUGAGGUUAGAUGCCACGGUCGUGGUCAACGGCCUGGGCCACGGCGUGGUCACGGGGAUCGGCAAGAUUCAGCAGUCGGUGCAGGACGCGUCCAAGGGCGAGGAGAACACGCUGAUAACGGGCGACGUCGAGGAGCUGUUAUCCAAGGCCAUCGUCAGCAGCGCCCGCGUCGCCGGCGUAUUUUCCAACUCAAUACAGCAUGUGAUUGAGGAGUCCGGGUCGUUGUCGUUUAUUAAGGGGGCCCUGAAGUACGAGUCCGUCUUCAACAUGGACCAAACCGCGAUUUUUAUCGACAUGAACGGUAAAACGACGAUUGACUUUGUAGGGACUCCUAUAGUCGACAUCGUUCAAGGCAGCGAUGUAAAUGGCUUCAGAGCCUCCGUUUCCCUGGUCGCAUCCGCCACUGGAGUAAAGCUGCCGCCACUUAUCGUCUUUGCCGGUAUCCCUGGUGGGCCGGUCUCGCAAUCGGCAUGGAGCCCAUACUUUGGGUCACCGCGAUGCGAGCACACGGUGCAGCGUAAGGCGAAUUGCAGCGAGGACGUGAUGCGUGAGUGGAUUCAACGGAUUUGGAAUUCUAGUGUAGAUGGCUGCAAGCUUUUGCUCCUCGACAGCUUAAAAGUGCACAAAGUGCAAUCGGUGAGGACUAUGCUUGAAGAGGAGCGCUGCACACAGGUGGAAUUUAUUCCACCUGGCAUCACCGGCAUCGCGCAACCGAUGGACGUGGCUGUAAUGAAGUCUUUCAAGGAUCACGUCCGGAAUUGCUACCUGACAUUCCACGUUGAGAACGACUUUCCAGAAAGACCUCAGCAGAAGCGCGAGCUGCUCUCCCGCUUUGUCGCGGAUGCAUGGAACAAAGUGUAG
Messenger RNA from Phytophthora sojae, 1074 nucleotides. RefSeq lists its product as hypothetical. The record is from RefSeq and is a predicted model, not a curated record. The coding region runs from base 1 to 1074 and encodes 357 amino acids. Gene Ontology annotation, molecular function: nucleic acid binding. Lineage: Eukaryota; Oomycota; Peronosporomycetes; Peronosporales; Peronosporaceae. The transcript has 7 exons.